AUGCCUACAACGUCCGGGGUUGAUUUCGACCCUGAAAAGGAUAUACCUUCUCUUCAGGACAGAAUUAUAUUCGUGACAGGCGGCACUGCUGGUCUCGGACGUGCUUCAGUCGAAGCCCUUGCGAGACAUGAACCUACCCACAUAUAUUUUACGGGCCGCAACACGCAAGCCGGCGAGUCGCUUAUUGCCGAUGUAAAGAAGAUAAACCCAGCAGUGGGAAUGACCUUCGUUGAAAUGGAUAUGACGUCUUUGUCAUCAGUGAAGGAAGCCUGCGAUCAGUUCUCUUAUAGACGACUCGACAUUCUCAUGUCGAAGAUGGUUGAGAUACGCUUCGCCGUCAAUCACCUUGCUCACGCAAUGAUAAUCCGACGUCUCCUGCCCGCCAUGGUAAAGACAGCAGAGAUGCCAGACUCGGACGUUCGACUGAUCCUUCUGACGUCUAUUGGUUGGUGCAUGCACCCGAAGAACGGCAUAGAAUUUGACACUCUGCGUUCUAAGCAAGAGAACUUGGGAAUACCGGGGUUUAGUUUCCAUUAUGCGCAAAGCAAACUAGCGAAUAUACUGUACGCAGCCGAAAUAGCGCGCCAAUAUCCUAGCAUCAAAGCAGUUUCCGUCCAUCCUGGCGUCGUGGCCACGGACCUCGUCAACAAUCUGCCAAAUAUGAGAAAAGUUUUGGUAUAUGCUGCAAACUGGCUGAUGGGGGUCGGUGUUGUGGAUGGAAAAAAGGGUCGCCUGAGCCAACUUUGGGCGGCGGCUGGUGCGAGUAGAAAUGAACUCGUGAGUGGAGCGUAUUAUACGCCGGUUGGGAUACUGAGUAAUGACAAGCUGGAUAACUUCGCGAAGAGCGAGGAGUUGGCUCACGAGUUAUGGUUGUACACCGAGAAUGCCCUAUCGAAGGUCGUGUAAGUUAGGUACGGAAAUUGAGAAUGGUAGAAUCCAUAGUAUGCCAAAAUAACUCCACACAUUCAUCGCUCAAAUCCUUUGGCUAUCUUCAACGGUUCAGCAUCGCGCCUUGGAAGUGUCGUGGCCGUUGUGUUGCGAAGGACACGGCCAUGGUUAACACACUGGCUCUAGAAAUGAAGUCAAAAUUAUUUCCAAAGAGCAAAGCAAAUGGUGGCCGAGCUAAAGGGGUUAAUGGAUAUAGGGGUGUUUCAGAGACUUCAAGUAAUAAUUUAACUCCGGACUCGCCGCAAGGACUCCCAACAAAUGCCCGUGGACUUACGCGUAAGAAACAGAAGCGGAACAGAUAAGCUAUUAUCUGACCCGAGGGUUUUCAAACGUUGCAAUGUCGCUAUUAACUUAGCGAUGUUAUGGAACUAUUGGAAUAACUCGGCCGAGCAUGUUCCGCCUACCCCGGUCGCCAGCAAGAGUCCACACGAGUAUUCGUUAAUGACACUA
This is a messenger RNA of Annulohypoxylon truncatum, 1398 nucleotides long. Its product is annotated as oxidoreductase. NCBI's taxonomy places the organism in Eukaryota, Fungi, Ascomycota, Sordariomycetes, Xylariales, Hypoxylaceae. The coding region runs from base 1 to 906 and encodes 301 amino acids. The record is from RefSeq and is a predicted model, not a curated record. The transcript is spliced from 5 exons.